AUGGUUAAGUGCGUAGUGCGGGCAUGCGGUCUUGAGAUAGAGUCGAAGCUCGGUCGCCACCAGUUGUCCAUUCUGUCUUGUCUGUCAAACCUCAAAGCCAGUUACAACAAUACCUCGACCAUCUUCUCCGCCCGCAACCGCCAUACCCCCUCCAACACACCACCCAUACCCCCUCCAACACCCCACCCAUACCCUCUCCAACACCCCACCCAUACCCCCUCCAACACCCUACCCAUACCCCCUCCAACACCCCACCCAUACCCCCUCCAACACCCCACCCAUACCCCCUCCAACACCCCACCCCUACCCUCUCCAACACCCCACCCAUACCCCCUCCAACACCCCACCCAUACCCUCUCCAACACCCCACCCAUACCCCCUCCAACACCCCACCCAUCCCCCCUCCAACACCCCACCCAUACCCCCUCCAACACCCCACCCAUACCCUCUCCAACACCCCACCCAUACCCUCUCCAACACCCCACCCAUACCCCCUCCAACACCCCACCCAUACCCCCUCCAACAGCCCACCCAUACCCUCUCCAACACCCCACCCAUACCCCCUCCAACAGCCCACCCAUACCCUCUCCAACAGCCCACCCAUACCCCCUCCAACACCCCACCCAUACCCCCUCCAACACCCCACCCAUACCCUCUCCAACACCCCACCCAUACCCCCUCCAACACCCCACCCAUACCCCCUCCAACACCCCACCCAUACCCCCUCCAACACCCCACCCAUACCCUCUCCAACACCCCAACCAAACCCCCUCCAACACCCCACCCAUACCCCCUCCAACACCCCACACGCCACCAAUACCCCCUCCAACACCCCACCCAUACCCCCUCCAACACCCCACCCAUACCCCCUCCAACACCCCACCUAUACCCCCUCCAACACCCCACCCAUACCCUCUCCAACACCCCACCCAUACCCCCUCCAACACCCCACCCAUACCCCCUCCAACACCCCACCCAAACCCCCUCCAACACCCCACCCAUACCCCCUCCAACACCCUACCCAUACCCCCUCCAACACCCCACCCAUACCCCCUCCAGCACCCCACCCAUACCCCCUCCAACAGCCCACCCAUACCCCCUCCAACACCCCACCUAUACCCCCUCCAACACCCCACCCAUACCCUCUCCAACACCCUAUCCAUACCCCCUCCAACACCCCACCCAUACCCCCUCCAACACCCCACCCAUACCCCCUCCAACACCCCACCCAUACCCUCUCCCACACCCCACCCAUACCCCCUCCAACACCCCACCCAUACCCCCUCCCACACCCCACCCAUACCCUCUCCAACACCCCACCCAUACCCCCUCCAACACCCCACCCAUACCCCCUCCAACACCCCACCCAUACCCCUCCAACACCCCACCCAUACCCCCUCCAACACCCCACCCAUACCCCCUCCAACACCCCACCCAUACCCCCUCCAACACCCCACCCAUACCCCUCCAACACCCCACCCAUACCCCCUCCAACACCCCACCCAUACCCCCUCCAACACCCCACCCAUACCCCCUCCAACACCCCACCCAUACCCCCUCAAACACCCCACCCAUACCCCCUCCAACACCCCACCCAUACCCCCUCCAACACCCCACCCAUACCCCUCCAACACCCCACCCAUACCCCCUCCAACACCCCACCCAUACCCCCUCCAACACCCCACCCAUACCCCUCCCCACCCAUACCCCCUCCAACACCCCACCCAUACCCCCUCCAUCACCCCACCCAUACCCCCUCCAACACCCCACCCAUACCCCCUCCAACACCCCACCCAUACCCCCUCCAACACCCCACCCACCCUGCAAACUAGGUUCCCCGCUGCAUCGCGACAUAAUCAUAGUACUUCCAGUACUUCCAACUGA
Molecule: messenger RNA, 1884 nt
Organism: Haliotis rufescens (red abalone)
Lineage: Eukaryota; Metazoa; Mollusca; Gastropoda; Lepetellida; Haliotidae
Product: proline-rich extensin-like protein EPR1
Exons: 1
Coding region: 1-1884 (627 amino acids)
Source: RefSeq, a predicted model, not a curated record